Messenger RNA from Agrilus planipennis (emerald ash borer), 1622 nucleotides. RefSeq lists its product as uncharacterized. Bases 1 to 1614 code for a protein of 537 amino acids. Lineage: Eukaryota; Metazoa; Arthropoda; Insecta; Coleoptera; Buprestidae. Gene Ontology annotation, biological process: cilium movement; outer dynein arm assembly. Gene Ontology annotation, cellular component: cilium. The transcript is spliced from 9 exons. The record is from RefSeq and is a predicted model, not a curated record.
AUGGGAGGCCUCAAAUCGCGCAAGAAAAGGCCAGAAACGGCUGCGGAAAUGGAAAAAAUGAUAAACGAAAUGAAAAAAAAGGUACAACUUUCAGAGGGUCAAAGAAAGGCCCUGUUUGAAGAAUGCGAAACAGAACAAAAGAACAACACCGAAAAAAUCGAAACCCUAAAGAAGGAAGUGUCGCAAUUAAUCGUAACUUUACGAAACAAAACUAGUAAUAGCGUAAAGGACAGGAUUAGAAUCCCACAACUCAAUUCUGUAGCAGCAUACUUGGGUGAAAAGAUGUGCAACGAAGUGAUAGUCGUCCUAGACUUACAGGUCAUAGACAAAGUAAAAAAACUAGACCUAAUUCGCUACAAAAUCGCCGAGAAGGAACGCUGUUUAAAAGAAAUGGCCAAACAAUAUCAGCAACUGCAAUCGCAACAAGUUAAAAAGAGUUUCGCAAAAAAAAUCAAAGCGCCAGUUACCAGAACCACCUUCAGCAUAGAAAAUCAAAUUCACGCGGUUCAAGUGCAAUGGCGUGAAGCAAAUCACAUAAAAACGCGUUACAUUGACAUAAAAAGGUCCCUCUUAAACGAGACAGCAAGUUAUCAUGCUAUCAUAAAAAAUACGGAACAAGAACUCAAAAUUCAAGAGUCCGAAAUAGAAAAAUUACAAAAGAUAGGCGCUGAAGCAGCCAAAAAGAAAGCUUUCGUAAGAACAGAAUUGUUACACGAAGAAAAAUCAGCCGUCCUUUCAGCUAUGGAAAGGGAAAGGUUGGAAUCCCAAGGAAGACGACUGGUGGCUGAAGGUCGUCAAGAAUUAGAAAAACUGGAACAACUAAUUUUCAUGAGCGGAAAAACUCAAGAAAGACAGGACGAGGAAAACCCAGAGGAAGGACAACUGGACGAAGACCAACUCCUUAGUCCCAAUCCCGAACAAGACCUCAUCGAUACGUUUGAUAAGUUAAAAGAAACUGCCGGUGCUAAAGAUGCUGAAGAAACUUUAGAGAAAUUCCAGAUACAAAGAACAACGCUUUCGCGAUUAGAAAAUUUAAAGGCAACGUCUGAGAAACAAAAGAGUAAGUUAGAAAGACGAAUUCAACAACUGACUAACCAGCUGGAAGCUUUUAAAUUUGCUGAAGUCAAAGAAGCCGAGCAAAACAUAGAAGAUAUAGAAAAGAUGCGUACUCAAAUCGAUGAGCAAAAUAGUCGCAAACAUAUAAAAAUGGAACAGCUCCAUAAAACAAAAGAAAUCAUUAAAAGAAUAUCUGACAAUCUGAGGGGAAUGUAUUUGAAUGUCAACCCCAAGUCAACGGGUCAUAAUAUAAUGCAUACUCAAGAAAUGAUUGUUUACAUCCGAACAACCCUUAUGCCUAUGUUAGACGAAGAGGGAACUAUAGAAAUUGAAAAUAUAGAAAACGAAGAAAUUGAGGAAAAAUGGUUUCCACCCUCGUAUAAUUCCUUAUUAAGAAGGACACCAGUACCCCAGACGGGUACCAUAUCGAUUAGUCAAACAGCAGGAUCCGAAGAGGAAGAAGAAGUGCCUACGAGAGACCAUCUCAAGAAACAAGCCCAAAUGGUUGUUGAAGCAAAAUCGCGAAAAAAAGUUAUGAGAUUUGCGCAAAGAAAAUAAUAUAAAUA